UGCCAGCGCGUAGUCAAAUAUGAUUAAUCGUACUACGAGUAAUCGGGUUUUUUUAAAGAUGUUUAACAAGAUUUUAUUAAUUGCUUUAAUUGCUAGCUUGUAUUUAUACUUUGAGAUAGAUGCAGACAGCAUUGAUGAUAAACUACAGGCACAAAGGCUUAAAUUAUCACAAAUAUGCACAGACGCCGGAUUUAAAUUUGCUUGCGUUUUAGAUAGAACUUGCGUUCCAAGUUGUGCUUACUAUGAAGUAGAUGCUGAAAAAAAUAAUUGCCAGUAUAUAAAUGAAUCUACAUAUGAUCCUGAUAUGGUUGAGCACUUCCAGUGUACGGAUCCAAAUUAUCCCGUUGAUGACUUUGCACAAUGCGAUGGUGGAUCAUGUGGAAGAAUAUUCUGAAGACAAUAAAUAAUUAUUAAUAUUAAUUCAUUAUCAAAAAUAAAAAGAUUUUUAAUAGAAUUUUAAAAAAAAACAAUGAAGAACGGACAAACUUUUCUUAAAAAAUAAAUAAUUUAAAGAAUUGAUAUGAUUUUGUACUUUCACAUUUAAUUUUAAUAAUUUUUUAAUUAGUGGUGUGCUAGUAGUGAGGACUUACGAAUUGUUCGUAAGUUUUCGAAUUAUUUAAAAUUGUAAUUUUUCUGAUAACUCAAAUUGCUGUCAGAAGUAAAUAGAGCUCAGACACAAUUUUACGAAGUAAU
Molecule: messenger RNA, 693 nt
Organism: Microplitis demolitor
Lineage: Eukaryota; Metazoa; Arthropoda; Insecta; Hymenoptera; Braconidae
Exons: 4
Coding region: 20-394 (124 amino acids)
Source: RefSeq, a predicted model, not a curated record